Molecule: messenger RNA, 6168 nt
Organism: Sporothrix schenckii 1099-18
Lineage: Eukaryota; Fungi; Ascomycota; Sordariomycetes; Ophiostomatales; Ophiostomataceae
Product: serine/threonineeeee-protein kinase RIM15
Exons: 1
Coding region: 1-6168 (2055 amino acids)
Biological process (GO): phosphorelay signal transduction system; peptidyl-serine phosphorylation
Cellular component (GO): cytoplasm; nucleus
Molecular function (GO): protein serine/threonine kinase activity; ATP binding
Source: RefSeq, a predicted model, not a curated record
AUGGAGCAACCAGACCCCGAUAUGCUCGCCCCGCCGGCGGUGACGUCGCUACGCGAUGCUGCUGGCAGUAUGCAGCGGUCAUUAAGUGAGGACAUCCGCGAAGAGCGGGACGAGCUGCGUGAGGCCGCCGAGCAGACCCUCAACGUCUUCAUGGACCUCAACCUCGACGGCACCAUCCGCUGGGUCAGUCCCUCGUGGGUAGACGUUCUCGGCACGCCCGUCGACGCCAUGCAAGGCACUGCCGUGGCCGACCUGGUCAUUGGCGACAACAAGGAUGUCUUUGCCGAUGUUGUCAAGUUUAUGAAGAAGGAUGACUCUCGCAGUCAGAUUGUUCGCUUUACCAUGCGCCUCGGCGCCCUCUCUAAGCUCCUCCCUGCCGAUCUCUCUCUCGGCCCAUCCGAAGACGACAACGCGACAGACAGUCCGGAUACACCGGCCGACACCAUCGACCUCGAGGCCCAGGGCAUUAUGGUGUACGACACUGCGUCAGGUGACGAGAGCCACACCAUGUGGAUGAUUAGGCCAUGGAUGGCGCCGCGCGAGAUCAAAAUCAACCUCCCUCCUCUUAUUGUCAACUCCCUGGGCUCCGGCGCCGAGAUACUCGCCAGCUACCUCACGCAGCUCGCCGAGCAUGGCCUUGACGACGAUAAGGACCACCCCCCGCCACAACCUGUCCUCUGCCGCAUCUGCGAGCGCCAGAUUCCACCAUGGUGGUUUGAGAAGCACACCGACCUCUGCCUUCAGGAGCACACUGCUGAAAUGGACGUCCAGAUGGCCCAGGAGAGCCUGACCGAGCACCGCCACGCCAUCGUGAAGGUGCUCGAUGCCCUUGAGGCGCGGAAAAGCCGUUCGUUGACUGGCGACUCGUCGCCACUGCUCAUGGCCGAAUACAAGGGCCUGUCCAUCGGCCCACCGCUCUCCUCCAACUCUUCCUCGUCUGCGACUUCCUCCCCUUCGCCCGCUCCGGGCCGCUCCCGAGAUCGUUCGUCUGGCUUCGGACACGCACGAGGUCGAUCGUUUGCGAUUCGGCGACCUCAGGCGCGGAUCGUCGAGCUAUUACUGGAUCUGUGCGACACGGCCAUCGAGAUCAGCACGCCGGCGAUUAAAGAGUCGUCCUCAUCCCAAGCCCCCGGCGAACUGCGCACACAGUCUCCCCAGUCCGAGUCGCGCAUCUCCCAGGUGACCCAGUGGCAGUCACCAAGCAACAACACACUGGAGCAAGAGCAGGGCCUCGCAUUGCUCUGUUCUGAUACGGAAAAGGUCGCAAAGGCUAAAGUCGAGACCGUUUUGCGCCACCGCCGUGUUAUCGAAUAUGCCGAGCGUAUUCGUGUCGAGUUUGCUGUCAUCGUUCAAGAUUGCAUCGACGGUGCCAUGCGUAAGGCCGCCAGGAUUGCUGCUGGUCGCCUUAGCGACUCAACCGAAGACGAGGAAGAGGAUGACGUGGACCAAGUCCCUCCUGUGGAUGGCGAGACUGAACCGCACACAUUUGAAGAGGGCUUCUUUGCGGGCUCCUUCGAUGCCCCAUCUACCUUGGCCAUGGCCCUCGAAAAGGCCCAAAUUAGCGACAACCCUGACGACCGCCGACUGUCCCAGGCAACCCACUCUCUAAAGUCUGGCAGCCCUUCCGAAUGCCCGACCCCCAAAUCGAACAGAGGCGCAAUUGGCAUUCCUAGCCACCGCGACUCGCGUCGUGGAUCGAUGCUAUUCGAACACGAUGCAGGUGACAGUGAUGGCAGCUUGCGGUCGUCGUCCCUCGCGUCUCGACCACCACCACGCACCGAGUCUCCCAUCUCGGAAUUCGGCGACCUUCGUCGCCAGGCUAGCUCGCGCCAGCAUCACCGACGAAGUCUCAUCAUGGCAGGUACCGAAUCACCACGCCGACAGGAAUCGCCAUCUCGAGCUGCUGGCCAAGCGCCGUCUUCACCCCUGCGCAUCUCAAAACCCAGAAGCAUACCAUUGCCCGUGGACGGCAUGGCUUCUCCGGAGGCGUCUCCUAUGUUGCCAACUAGCGAAUUUGGUUCACCCUACAUGAGUACCCAGCACUCUUUCCAGCAACAGGCACACCACCACCAGCUACAUCACCACCGCAGGCAAUCGUCUAUCUCCCUGUCGGCUGCUGGUGAUUUCUCUGUGCGACAAGCGCCAUCAUCGCCGCGACUCAGUGCCGCUAUCGGUGCUGCUCCCAUGGCCCGCGCUGUCCCGCCAUCGAUUAAAGAUUUUGAGGUCAUUAAGCCGAUCAGCAAAGGUGCUUUCGGUAGCGUCUACUUGUCCAAAAAGAAGUCGACUGGCGAGUACUUUGCCAUCAAGGUGCUGAAGAAGGCAGACAUGGUAGCCAAGAACCAAGUCACAAAUGUCAAGGCGGAGCGUGCAAUCAUGAUGUGGCAGGGCGAGAGCGAUUUCGUGGCCAAGCUCUACUGGACCUUCUCGAGCAAGGACUACCUUUACCUGGUCAUGGAGUACCUCAACGGCGGUGAUUGUGCAUCCCUCACAAAAGUUCUCGGUUGUCUGCCAGAGGAUUGGGUCAAAAAAUAUCUGGGUGAGGUCGUCCUUGGCGUCGAGCACCUCCACAACCGCGGCAUUGUCCAUCGCGAUCUGAAACCCGACAACCUCCUUAUCGACCAAAAGGGCCAUCUUAAGUUGACCGAUUUUGGGUUGUCCCGUAUGGGAUUGAUUGGGCGUCAAAAGCGUGCCCUGAACAGCACAGCAUUGGAGCCAGUACCCGACUUACUGAAGCAAGGUCCUUUUGCCCGUUCGGCCUCGAUUACGUCAUCCCGCUCGGCGUCGCUUGACCUCCACAACUUGGGCGCCCACUCACCAGGCGGUACUCCCCAGAUGACCCCAAGCGACUCAAUUGGUAGCUUUAGCCAGCCGUCGUACUUCAACCUGAGCAACAACCUACCCCACGAAGCGCGCCGUGUCUCAGGCCAACGGAGCGACAGUGGUGGCAGCGAUGCACUGACCAACAUGAUCAGCAACCUCUCGCUCACCGACGUGUCUUCCGCUAAUUUACCACCUGCCAUCCAUUCCCCACAAAACGAUGCCACUGCCACGGAGGGCAGCGGUUCCCCCGACCUCCCCUCCCUGCAAGCGACCAAUACACAAACCAGCAGUGGCCCAGAACAGGGCAAGGGCACCCCGCCUCAGUCGACUAUGCCUCCACCGAACUGGGCGCUCUUUGACCCCGAAGACACGAACCGCCGCUUCGUAGGCACGCCCGACUACCUAGCGCCAGAGACGAUCAAGGGCGAGCCCCAGGACGAGACAAGUGAUUGGUGGUCUGUCGGUUGCAUCAUGUUCGAGUUCCUUUAUGGUAUCCCGCCGUUCAAUGCUGGAGAGGCAGAGCAGGUUUUUGAGAACAUCCUGGCGCGUCGCAUCCACUGGCCAGACGAGAUGGACGACGACGUGUCACCGGAGGCCAAGGACCUCAUCAACAAGUUGCUCUGCAUGGACCCACAUGCCCGUCUGGGUGCCAACCGCGACGAGAAGUUUGCCUCGGGCGGCGAAGAGAUCCGAAGCCACCCUUGGUUCGAGGGUGUGAAGUGGGACACCUUGUUGCAGGACGAAGCCCAAUUCGUGCCGCAACUUGAAAACAUUGAAGACACCGAGUACUUUGAUGCACGCGGAGCAACCCUACAGUCGUUUACAGAGGAGAUCGAGGACCCGUCGUCAUCUACGAGCGCACCUAGCACCGACUACGUCGACCGGCCCCACGAUGCUUUGUCCCGCGUGCGGUCUCAGGCGAACUCGAUGAAGCGUGGUCUAAUGCCGCUACACAUUCCGCCACAUGUCCGUGAUCUCAAGAGCCGUCGUUUAAGCGAGCCGGUGGUGACGGACGACUUUGGAAGCUUUGCGUUCAAGAACCUACCAGUGCUUGAGAAGGCCAACAAGGAUGUCAUCCAGAAGCUCCGGGCGGAGGCUCUUGCUGCACAAAGCAAGCAGCCACCAGCGGGUGGGAGCUCAAGUGGCGCAGGCAGUAGCAGCACUUUGGCCUCUCCAAGCCCUGUGCUCGAAGGCAGCCCUGUCCUGCCAACUCCUGCAACCGCAACCAACCCGCAAAUCCAGCGAACACUGUCGAAUGCCAAGGGCACCCAACGACCGCAGUCGCCGUCUGGAUUGAGCCAAGCGAACUCUUCACCUAGCCGCGUUUCGCAGCCCUCGUCACCGCUCCUUGUCUCAUUCCACGCGGCACCCGACGGCCGGCGCAAGGUCUCCAAUGGCAUGAGUCUGCUCCCGCCAGCCAACACGUCCGCCGGCAUGCAGCACCUGCCCGGCAACCCGCUGAUUGAGAUCCCCCGUGUGCCGCCUAGCCUGCAAAAGGCCGCGACCACGGUCGGCGUGUCGUCUCCGGUCAAGGGGCGAGGUGCACCGCCGCCAUUGCCUCUGUCGCCGCAGAAGGCUCUCUCUACACCGCGCCAGUCCAGCAACCCAACUAGCCGCUCGCGAUCUUUGACUGUGGGCUCACAAGAAGGCAGUCCUGUCGCCACCGAAAUUCUUAGUCAUCGCAACCGCCGUAGCCAGGUGUUUGACAUGUCACCCUCCUCGUCGGACAACGAAGGCGAUAAGGCUAACGCGAUUUUGCUUCGCGUGCAACGCCGGCGGCAGAGCUCGAGACGCAUGUCUCAGAUUGCCAUUGACAGCGGCCCCGUGUUCCGCCCUCUGGACGUGCUGAUCUGCGAGGACCAUCCCGUGUCUCGCAUGGUGAUGGAGAAGCUGCUGGAGAAGCUUCGUUGCCGUACCAUCUCGGCGGCUAGCGGUCCUGAGGCUGUACGGUAUGCAAUGAGCGACAUCAAGUUCGACAUCAUCUUUAUGGAAUACAAGCUGCCGCAGAUCAGUGGCGCCGACGUGGCUCGUAUGAUUCGAGACACCACCAAUACCAACUCACAGACACCGAUUGUGGCGAUCACGGCCUAUCUGAAGGAGCUCCAGGCGCGACAGCACUUCGAUUCAUUAAUUGAAAAGCCCAUUAGCUCCUCAAAGUUGACCGAAGUACUGGCCAGCCUCUGCCACUGGAAGCCACCAGCACCAAACCAAGCAUCAUCACCUUCGUUGUCCCUAUCGCACCCUGCUCCGUCCGGCCUCCGUCAGGAGAACGGACGACUGGAGGACAGCCCAACGUCCGGAUCGUCCAUUUUCCCUCACCGACCAGGCAGCAGCUUCCGGGGCUCUAGCCGAGGUGACUCUAUCGGAUCGAGCCUGUUCGGUGACUCAGAGUCAAUGACGACGGACGACAUCCCCUCCAUUGCCAAUCGGAAAGCCGCAGGCGAUUGGGACGACAGCGGUUUGGGGAUCUCCCAGGAAGAGUUCCUCAGCUCUGGCGCCCCAAAAGCGGCCCAGGCCGUGCCGCCUGCCUCCCAACCCGGAGCAGGGCCCGAUUCCAAGCCGGCGACGCUAAAUACACAGUCGACCGACACGUCGUCCGAGCAAACCCACGUGUCUGUGCCCGUGAAUUUGGCCAUGCACUCCCCUGUUCCCGUGCCCCUGCCGCAGAGGUCGCUCGAGAAGUUGCGUGCCAAGCGUGAAGCCAUUGAGAAGCGACGCCUCGACAGCAAUAUUGAUUCGGCCGAUGACGAAGACGACGAGCUAGGCCUGGGUCUCAUCAGUACGAUAACCAACGCCAGCAGCGGCAGCUCAAGUAGCGGCGGUAGUGGUCGUCAGGGCCCCCAACCGCCUUCCCAAUUGUCAAGCCAGCAGCCACCGACGGGCGCUGCGCGCCAGCAUUUCCGCACCAAGUCGAUGCUUCCGUCAUCGAAGCUCGGCAUUGAGAUGAUGCGCGCCAAUAGCCACGAUAGCGUGGUACUGUAUGCCGGAUCGGAGAGUGCCGUGACAAGUGCUAGCACGAGCACGGCAGGCCCGACCACCCAGGUAGCCACGCCUGCCGACACAGAUACAGAAGGGGCUGGUCCUGCGGGUGGAGAAUUGUCAGUCCUUCGUACACCCGUGGCACAAGAGACGCACGCAACACAAGAGGCACAGGAGGUACAAGAGGAGGACGAGUACGAUGAAAUGGCUGAUACGACCGUGAUUCACACCUCCCCUGAUGAGUUGACUGCGGCCUCACCUGGCAAGGACAGGGACGCUGCCCAGUCUGCGGACGCAACCGUUGCCGAGACCAAGGCUGCUGCUAGUGCCAGGGCAGAUUCACCAAAUGACUCGGAGAAUUUUAUCUGA